AUGUCAGCAACGUUCCCGGGUCUCGUCCACGAUCCCGAGAUACGUCAUGAUGGAUCAAACAGCUAUCGUCUGAUGCAGCUGGGAUGUCUGGAAUCAGUGGCAAAUUCUACAGUCGCCUAUUCAUCCUCAUCCCCUUUAACCUACCCCACGAAUGGAACCGAUUUCGCCUCACCUUAUUUUUCCGCAAAUCACCAGUACACCCCCCUCCACCACCAGUCAUUCCACUAUGAGUUCCAGCAUAGCCACCCUGCAGUCAACCCAGAUGCUUAUUCCUUGAAUUCCCUCCACCACUCCCAACAAUACUACCAACAGAUCCACCAUGGAGAACCUUCAGACUUUAUCAACCUUCACAAUGCCCGGGCGCUCAAGUCCUCUUGCCUGGAUGAGCAGAGGAGGGAGCUGGGCUGUUUGGAUGCCUAUCGCCGGCAUGACCUAGCCCUUAUGGGCCAUGGUUCCCAAUAUGGGAUGCAUCCAGACCAGAGACUUCUACCAGGUCCUAGUCUAGGGCUACCACCUCCAGGACCAGACGAAAUGCAGAACUCAGUGGAGGCACAAUGUGGAUUAGUUCUGAACGGGCAAGGCGGAGUGAUCCGGAGAGGGAGCACAUGUGUUGUAAAUCCAACAGACCUGUUCUGUUCUGUUCCUGGUCGUCUAUCGUUACUCAGCUCCACAUCAAAGUAUAAAGUGACAAUUGCUGAAGUAAAAAGGCGUCUGUCACCACCAGAAUGUCUCAAUGCUUCUCUUUUAGGAGGAAUUUUACGAAGAGCAAAAUCUAAGAAUGGUGGUCGAUGUUUAAGAGAGAAACUGGACAGGUUGGGAUUAAAUUUACCAGCUGGCAGAAGGAAAGCAGCAAACGUUACCCUUCUAACUUCACUGGUUGAAGGUGAGGCCCUCCAUUUGGCCCGGGACUUUGGUUAUACCUGUGAGACAGAGUUUCCUGCCAAAGCAGUGGGUGAACAUUUGGCCCGACAACAUCUGGAGCCCAAAGAACAGACACCAAGGAAAAAAAUGAUCCUAGCAACAAAGCAAAUCUGUAAGGAAUUUCAGGAUUUAUUAAGCCAGGACAGAUCACCCCUGGGAUCCUCUAGACCAACUCCAAUUCUAGAUCUUGAUGUUCAGAGACAUCUAACACAUUUCAGCCUGAUCACCCAUGGAUUUGGUACUCCUGCUAUCUGCGCUGCUCUCAGCACAUUCCAAACUGUCCUCAGUGAAAUGCUGAACUACCUGGAUAAGCACACAGUCACUAAAAAUGGAGGCUUACCUGAGACUGGCCAGGGCAAUGGCAACACAGACAAAGCAUCAAUGCGCAAGAGCUCGGAAAUGCUGCAAAAAGAUGGCAAAACUGAGAAAACUGAAUGA
Callorhinchus milii (elephant shark) is the source of this 1359-nucleotide messenger RNA. It is a transcript of the gene tfap2d, whose product is annotated as transcription factor AP-2 delta (activating enhancer binding protein 2 delta). Gene Ontology annotation, biological process: regulation of cell population proliferation; anatomical structure development; regulation of transcription by RNA polymerase II. Gene Ontology annotation, cellular component: nucleus. Gene Ontology annotation, molecular function: RNA polymerase II transcription regulatory region sequence-specific DNA binding; DNA-binding transcription factor activity, RNA polymerase II-specific. The transcript has 8 exons. The record is from RefSeq and is a predicted model, not a curated record. Lineage: Eukaryota; Metazoa; Chordata; Chondrichthyes; Chimaeriformes; Callorhinchidae. Bases 1 to 1359 code for a protein of 452 amino acids.